GGUUUGUUGAAGCGGGGCUCUAACGGGAGAAAGAACCCAGCGAAAGGAGCCGACACGUCUGUAACGUGUUCGGAGCGAGCAGCGGACUGUCUGGCCCUUAUCUCACUUUGACCAUAGCCCACAUGCACCCGGGUUAACUCCCAUCCACCGCAGCCCACCAGUGUGUCCACUGGCCGGCUCGUCUCGGCGGUGCGGUCCCUAGCGGAAACAAAGCGGACCCUCUCCUCGGCUAGUCCUCGGCUCACGUCCCCGCUGAAGAAGACACUUUUCUGGGGCUAAUGUUGCUCUGAACCAUCGAGGAAACCACGUUCAAGCGUCUACACAAGAUGGAUUUGCGGUUACUGUUAAUAGCGUCUUUAUCAGCCGUCCUCGGCAGCAGCUGGGCACAGCAAGAGGGAAGCAUCUGCAUCAAAGCAAACGCUCAGUCAUGUGGGGAAUGCAUCCAGGUGGCCGAGAUGUGUGGAUGGUGCUCGGAUGAAAAAUUCCUCUCUCAGGGCGAAUCCAAGUCGGCCCGCUGCGAUGACCUGGAGUCGCUGAAGAAGAGGAAGUGCAGCGUGGCCACGAUCGAGAACCCACGCGGACGCGUCGACAUCAACACGAACAAGCCGGUCACCAACCGCAAGGACUCGAAUGAGAAACUGAAGCCCGAGCAGAUCACCCAGAUCCAGCCACAGAAACUCACACUGACACUCAGAUCUGGUGAGCCUCAGACCUUUGACCUGAAGUUCAAGCGUGCUGAGGACUACCCCAUCGACCUGUACUACCUGAUGGACCUCUCAUUCUCCAUGAAAGACGAUUUGGAAAACGUCAAGAACCUCGGCACCGACCUGAUGAGGGAAAUGCAGAAGAUCACAACAGACUUCAGGAUUGGUUUCGGCUCCUUUGUGGAGAAGACGGUCAUGCCUUACAUCAGCACCACGCCGGCCAGGCUCAUCAACCCCUGCACAGGGAACCAGAACUGCACCAGCCCCUUCAGCUACAAGAACGUCCUGAAGCUGACGAACAACGGAGACGAGUUCAACCAGCUGGUCAGUCAGCAGCAGAUCUCAGGAAACCUGGACUCCCCGGAGGGAGGCUUCGACGCCAUCAUGCAGGUGGCGGUCUGUGGGGAGCACAUCGGCUGGAGGAACGUGACUCGUCUGCUGGUGUUUUCCACCGACGCUGGUUUCCACUUCGCUGGAGACGGCAAACUGGGAGGCAUCGUCCUCCCCAAUGAUGGGAAGUGUCAUCUGGAGAACAACAUGUACACCAUGAGCCACUACUACGACUACCCCUCCAUCGCACAUUUGGUCCAAAAACUGAGCGACCACAACAUUCAGACCAUCUUUGCCGUCACUCACGAAUUCCAGCCUGUUUACAAGGAGUUGAAAAACCUGAUUCCUAAAUCAGCCGUUGGAACGCUGUCCUCCAACUCCAGCAACGUGAUCAAACUCAUUAUUGAUGCUUACAAUGCUCUGUCAUCUGAGGUCAUUCUGGAAAACGGCCGGCUGCCAGAGGGCGUGUCCAUCACCUACAAGUCCAUCUGUAAGAACGGCGUGGAGGGGACGGGAGAGAACGGCAGGAAAUGCUCGAACAUUUCCAUCGGAGACGAGGUGUCUUUCAAGAUUUCCAUCGAAUCCCAGAAGUGUCCGUCAAAGAGCCGUCGUGAGGUCAUCAAAAUCAAACCGCAGGGCUUCACUGAGGAGGUGGAGGUGGUUCUGAACUUCAUCUGCGACUGUCAGUGCGCCGCGGCCGGACAACCGAAGAGUGAGAAGUGCAACGAUGGGAACGGGACCUUCGAGUGUGGAGCCUGCAAGUGCAAUGAGGGACGUAUUGGGCGUGAGUGUGAGUGCAGCAAAGACGAAGUGCGGACAGAGGACCUAGACGCCAACUGCCGGAAAGACAACGGCACCGACAUCUGCAGCAACAACGGCGACUGCGUCUGCGGCACCUGCGAAUGCAAGACGCGGGAAAAUCCAGCGGAGGUUUACAGCGGGAAAUACUGCGAGUGUGACAACUUCAACUGUGAUCGCUCCAACAACAAGCUGUGUGGAGGACAUGGACGCUGUGAAUGCAGGAAGUGCAUCUGCGACGCCAACUACACGGGCAGUGCCUGCGACUGCUCCCUGGAGACCUCCACCUGCCUGGCGAAGAACGGGCAGAUCUGUAACGGCCGCGGCACCUGUGAGUGUGGAAUCUGCAAAUGCACCAAUCCCAAAUUCCAGGGUCCGACCUGCGAGAUCUGUCCCACCUGCCCCGGGGUCUGCGCCGAGCACAAAGACUGUGUGCAGUGCAAAGCUUUCAAGGCCGGUGAGAAGAAGGACACGUGUGAGCGGGACUGCAGCUACUUCGAGCUGAUGAAGGUGAAGGACCGCGACAAGCUGCCACAGCCCACCGACCAGAGCUUCCCUCUGACUCACUGCAAAGAGCGAGAUGCCAACGACUGCUGGUUCUACUACACCUACGCCAUCCGGAAUGACACCAAGGAGGUCUUCGUGGUGGAGAACUUGGAGUGCCCAUCAGGCCCUGACAUCAUCCCCAUCGUGGCCGGCGUGGUCGCUGGCAUCGUGCUGAUUGGCCUCGCCCUGCUGCUCAUCUGGAAGCUGCUCAUGAUCAUCCACGACCGCCGAGAGUUCGCCAAGUUUGAGAAGGAGAAGAUGAACGCCAAGUGGGACACGCAAGGAAACCCCAUUUACAAGAGUCCUAUUAACCAGUUCCAGAAUCCCAGCUAUGGGAAUAAAUCAGCUGCUCUUUAGGUCAAAGGCGAGAACCCGAUCUACAAAAGUGCCGUAACAACUGUCGUCAAUCCAAAGUACGAGGGCAAGUGAUGGAGCUCUGCCUCGGCUGUGUCAACACUGUAUGGAGAAGAAACAUGGGUCCGGGUGAAGGGGGGGGGGGGGGGGGUUAUAACACUCUCACUGUUUGUCUGUUUUGUUUGUUUGUAUGUUGUAGUCACCAAAAUGAUAGCAAUGCAUUCUGCCACUAUUUCAGUGUGUUUUACUAACUUGGUUUAUUUUCUAUGCAUCGUAUGAAAUGUGUACAGUCUGUGUAAAUGUGGGGUUUUAUAUUUGAUGUUGUGCCUGUGCAGAACUCGAGAGAAAGUGUUGUGAACAGAUUCCCUUCUCUGCCACAGGACUGGCAAGGUAACGAAAUGCUCAACUGUGCCUUUUUAGAGAACCGUCAAGCCAUCAGUGUUUCGUUGAGGGUCUAAUUGGACGUUGAUGAUGGGCAACAAAUGAAGUGUUUCUUUCCAAAUUAUCAUGCAAGUGGAGCAAAGGUUUUAUUGUGUCUCUAAUCAUUUUGACCGAGUACAUAUCACACUUAUUAACUGUCUCUUUGGAUUGAACUCUUCAAAUGUAGCGCCAGUCGGCCGUGUGUGGCAGCAAUGAAUUGUGUACAGUAUGUGUUUGGGUUCUGUGUAAAGCCAUAUAUGUAUUCACAGAACCAGGUUGGUGGCGUUAGUAUUGUUUUUGUCUGAGUGACUUAAUUCCAUCAGAACAAUCAAUUGAAUCGUGUCUUUAUCUACAAAAGAUAUUUUCUUGCGUUGCCUUUCUCGCUGAAAGGACGUCAGUGUACAGUCGUGUUUCUGUUUGGCUCCAGGUUUUACUUUACUCAAGUUAAAAGCCAACUCAGGUCCUGAAUUCUUCACAGCAAUGCCAAAUACGCAAACCUGCCUUAUUAUUUGCUAUCUAACUUAGCUUAUAUUGAAUUGCCUUGUUUUUAUUUGUAGAAAAUGAACUGGGUAAUGGCCCCAGUUUCUCUUUUUUUUUAACAUGUGAGUAGUUCCACUCGGCCAUUUGUCGGUGCCUCGAUCAAACAAUUUUUUAUUGAACAGAAAUAGGAAUGGAUAAAAAAAGUCACAGUGUUAAAGAUCUUUGAUCCCCCGAUCUUUGUUUUUGUAAAGACAAAAAAAAAAGGUUACACCAGUCACCAUUGUUUUUAAGUGCCUUUUUAUAGUUUCUACCACACAAUCACAUUUGCAACUCUGUAUUUCUGAAAAUUAUUUAUUGAAUAAACAUUCAAAACAAUUUGUCCUGACA
Messenger RNA from Platichthys flesus (European flounder), 4019 nucleotides. RefSeq names its product integrin beta-1-like. The transcript is spliced from 17 exons. The coding region runs from base 327 to 2735 and encodes 802 amino acids. Gene Ontology annotation, molecular function: laminin binding; fibronectin binding; collagen binding involved in cell-matrix adhesion. Gene Ontology annotation, cellular component: cell surface; integrin complex; focal adhesion. NCBI's taxonomy places the organism in Eukaryota, Metazoa, Chordata, Actinopteri, Pleuronectiformes, Pleuronectidae. Gene Ontology annotation, biological process: integrin-mediated signaling pathway; cell adhesion mediated by integrin; cell-matrix adhesion. The record is from RefSeq and is a predicted model, not a curated record.